Messenger RNA from Medioppia subpectinata, 387 nucleotides. The record is from the annotation of a GenBank genome assembly. NCBI's taxonomy places the organism in Eukaryota, Metazoa, Arthropoda, Arachnida, Sarcoptiformes, Oppiidae.
AUGUUUAAAUGCGGUUAUACGGGUUGGAUAAGUAUGAAACACACGGACGACGGCAAAGCUCUAAUGAUGAAAGAUGACGGCACUGUCUUCCGUCCCGUUGACCAUAAGGUUUGGUCCACUUCUGUGCGUCUAAAGGAUAUGGAAGAUACGGGAGUGACGGUUCAAGUCCUGUCAACAGUGCCCGUAAUGUUUAGCUAUUGGGUGAGAAGCAAUCCGACCAAGUUUGUCGGGUUGGGCACAAUUCCAAUGCAAUCGCCUAUUCAUGCGGUCGAGGAAAUGAAAAGAUGUAAAAUGGAUUUGAAAUUAAAUGGUCUCAUAAUUGGCAGUCAUGUCAAUGAGUUAGGUCUCGACGAUCCAAUGUUUUACCCCAUUUGGAAAGCGGCCGAA